Pezoporus occidentalis (night parrot) is the source of this 649-nucleotide messenger RNA. RefSeq names its product proline-rich protein HaeIII subfamily 1-like. The record is from RefSeq and is a predicted model, not a curated record. NCBI's taxonomy places the organism in Eukaryota, Metazoa, Chordata, Aves, Psittaciformes, Psittacidae. Bases 11 to 649 code for a protein of 212 amino acids. The transcript has 4 exons.
AUGUGGGUCCAUGGGUCCAGCCCCACAUCUCCCCCCAUGUGUGGGGCAGGGACGGGAGCCUGACCCGCGAGGAGGUCCUGGCCUAUUUCCUGCGCUGCAGCGAGGGGCCCCCCCCGGGCCCCCCCCAUUGCUUCGUGGGCAGCUCCCCCCUGCGCCCCACUGCCUGCAGCCACUGCGCCCGCACGAUUUGGGGUCUCCACCGGCCGGGGCUGAAGUGCCGCAGCUGCGGCCUGCGCUGCCACGCCGCGUGCCGGGACUUGCUCCGUGCCCGGUGCCGACCCCGCGGCUGCAGCGUCACCGGGGCCCCCCCCGCGCCCAGCCCCCCAGGACCCCCCAAGGAGCUGCAGGAGCUGGAGGAUGGGGUCUUCGAUGUUCACCUCUAGGCAUGGGGGGGGAGGGGCACUUGGGGGGCUGGAGCCUGAACUUGGGGGGCUGGACCCCAGGGACCCUCAACUUGGGGGGCUGGACCCCAGGGACCCUCAACUUGGGGGGCUGGACGUUGGGGUUCACCCCUCCUGCCCCCUUUCUGCAGGGUCCCCGGGGCUCUGGCCCUCCCUGGCCCCGUUUGAUCCCUGGACCCUUCCCCACACUUGGGGGGCGAUGUGGGGCAGAGCUUGGGCCUGCAAUAAAUUGUCCGUUUGAAGGCUAG